Molecule: messenger RNA, 1107 nt
Organism: Fraxinus pennsylvanica
Lineage: Eukaryota; Viridiplantae; Streptophyta; Magnoliopsida; Lamiales; Oleaceae
Source: the annotation of a GenBank genome assembly
AUGGGAGAUGAUAAGUUGCAAUUAAGUCCCAAGUCGUUAAAAUUACCAGAAAAGACGAAAUUUACAAUGCUUUCGAAAUUUGAAAAGUUUUCCAAUCGAUCUGUUGAGCUUCGGUUGUGGAGAGGAAAGAGUUGCAUGUCAAGGGGAUAUCCUUUUCCCUGCAGUUCCAGUCGUUCAAAAGCAUCAUUGCGGAAAAACCCUUUAGAGGAUGAUGAGAAUAUGAAAGAAUGGGAAGAUGCCCGAUGUCCAGUCUGUAUGGAACAUCCCCAUAAUGCAAUUCUACUUUUAUGUUCGUCUCAUGAGAAAGGCUGUCGCCCUUUCAUGUGUGACACAAGCUACCGCCACUCAAAUUGUUUGGACCAGUUUCGUAAGUCAUUUGGUGAAGCUAAACCAGUGAUGCAAAGACCAGAAGACACACCAAUCUCAAUCUCUCAUGUGAUGACAUCUGCCACAACAAUAUCAGAAUCAACUGUCCCUGAUUUGGAAGGUGAAAGAAGUGUGGAAGGAUCUAUGCCCGUGGAAGGCAAUUCAGUUGAUAGCCAAGAGAAGCCAAAUCUGAUAUGUCCUCUUUGCCGGGGCCAAAUAAAUGGGUGUACUGUUGUGAAAUCCGCUCGUCAUUUCAUGAACUCAAAAUCAAGGAGUUGUGCAAGUGAAACAUGUGAUUUCAGUGGCAAUUAUACAGAUCUUCGGAAGCAUGCAAGAUUGGUCCAUCCACUUGCUAGGCCAACAUUAGCUGACCCAGAAAGGCAGCGUAACUGGAGGAGAUUAGAGCGGCAGAGGGACCUUGGAGAUUUACUUAGCACACUUCAUUCAUCCUUUAGCGAAGAGAGGAUCGAGGACAACAGCACUUUGACCAUUGAUGAUGGUGGCUGGCUGACGGUAUAUUUCCUCGUUCGAUUUAUCCGACCAGGAAAUACUGCAGGUCGUUCCAGUACUUCAAGAACUCAUGCUCAAAUCAGAAGAUCAUCAAGACGACUUCGGGGUGAAACCCCUGAUGGAGAAACCCAUUCCAGGGAUGAUGUUGACGAAUCUUCCGACAGCGGGCAAAGCCAAGUGGUGCAUUAUGAAAGGAGGCGGCGGAGGCGUCGAUCAACACCAGAAAACUAG